AUGUCGAACGCGAUGUACAGCGAUAUGUGGCGCGAGGCCCAGCGCCAGCUCGACGAGCUCACCCAAGCGGACACGGGGCUCCAGUCCGGGCCGGCGUGCGAGCGCCCGGAGGCCCGUCACCGGCUGGCCGAGCUAUACGUACGGUACUCCGAGCUGGCCAACCGGCUCGAGGACUGCCACGACCAGAUGGUGCAGCCCCAGAAGAGGCCCCUGAUCCGCCGGCUCCUCGACGCCUGCCUCGGCCGCGUGCUCGAGCUCAAGCACGAACUCGUCGAGCUCGACUACUCCGAGCACAACUACUGCCACGACGCCCUUCUCAGAUAUCGGCUGACCCCCGACGAGGUCGAGCUGCGAGUGCCCAGGUACUUUCGGAGGGAGAGACAAAAGGAAAUCGAAGCGAGGAAACGGUUCGCCGAAGAGACCUUGAGGAGCAUCGGGAAGCUGGAGGAAAAAUCGGAAAGCCGAAGGAUGAGCGAGCUCGAAGCUGUGAGGCUCAUACAGGCCCACGAGCGUGCCAGGCAGGGACGGGUGAGAUUUCAGUUCAUGAAGGAAAUUUCCGAGGUGAAAGAGAGAUCGAUGAUGGGAGCGAAGCCAGGAAAGCCGGACGAGGCGACCGCGGCCGCGGCUGCCCUGAAAAUCCAAAAGGUAUGGCGCGGCUUCGCCACCAGGCGUCGAAUUCACCAGCGCAAACUCGACGAGAUGCUACUCAUAGGUAUGCUGCAGCCCUGCCAAACUGUGUCGGAGAGCGCGAGAAGGGUGGAAAAAAUCGCGAGCCAGAGGUACGAGAGGCAGCGAGAGUUUCGGGACAUCUGCGAGGCUUACACUCGGGAAGCCGAGGAGAGAAUAAGGAGGGAAAGAAGCGCGAUAAUGGAGGAGAACAUUAGAAGCGAGAUUAGGGGCUGGAUCAGCGCCUACUACCAGCAGACCGGCAAAAUCCCCGAGCUGCCGUCGACCGAGAGCGGCGGCUCCCGGAUAAUAUUCAGCCGGCAGGAGACCGAGACGGGCUCGGUGCAGAGCAAGUCGACCACGGCCUCGUCAAAAGAGUCGAGGCGCUCGAGCACCAAGAGACAGCGCAAGGGCAGAGAGAGCGAGUCCGAGAGGCAAGCCUCGGAGCCGGACGAGCUCGGCAACUACAGACCCGUGGCCUCGAACUUCCUCUCCGAGCUCGUGCACUCGAGCCAGGAGUACCGGGACACCUGGCGCGACAUGGACGAGUCGGCGAACCUCGAGCAGGCCCCCUACCUCCACAUGAUCGAGGCCGAAAAGACCCGCGAGAUCGAGGACGAAGUACGGCUCGGCGUCGACCAAGCUCUGAGAAAGGACAUAGAGGCUCUCCAGACGGCCCUAGACAGGGACAGGGGCUCGAAGGGCAAGCGGCCGAAGAAGGCCCCGAAACGGGUGCGCCGCAGUGGCAGGAAGAACAAGCGGAAAAAGGACAAGGACUUGACGCCCGAUCGGUCGACCGAGUCUCUGCUAGAGGAGCUCCUGCAGCAGGGCAUCGUCAGGCCCCAUCCGGAGGUGAGCAUCGACAACUACAGGGGCCAGCGCUCGUGCGCCAACUUUGACCUCCUCUGUGCUAGGGAACACGACCAACAGCAGCAAGACCCUCUCCCAGCUUUAGGUGACAUUAGGCAAGUCGUGAGAGAGUAUUGCAUCCUGCCGCUGGGCAACGAAGGCCUGCGCGAGAUGACGCCGCUCGUGCGCUCGGUCCUGAUAGCCGGACCCCGGGGCAGUGGCAAGAGGAUGCUGCUCGAGGCCAUUUGCACGGAGCUCGGUGCCACCCUCUUCGACAUAACACCGGCUAACAUAGCUGGCAAGUAUCCCGGCAAGUCUGGCCUCAUCAUGCUCCUACACUUGAUUUCCAAGGUGUCGAGAUUGAUGCAGCCGUCCGUGAUAUUUAUGGAGGGCGCGGAGAAGCCCUUUGUCAAGAAAGUUCCGAAAACCGACAGGACCGACCCGAAGCGGUUGAAGAAGGAUCUGCCGAAGCUGGUCAAAGGCAUAACCAACGAGGAUCGGGUCAUUUUCAUCGGUACUUCUCGCAGCCCCUGGGAGGGCGACCAAAAGAUGUUGUACCAGACCUACGACAAGGUCAUUUUCGUCCCGAGGCCGGAUUACGGCUCCAUGUCGCUCAUUUGGAGGGGACUGCUCUGCAAGUAUGCAGGCAUCAGUAGGCAAUUCGAUACGUCAGAAAUGGCAAAAAUUUGCGACGGGUUUACGAUCGGAACAGUCAUGUCUGCCAUUGAAGAUGUAAGACGUGAACAAACACGUUUAUUAUUUUUUAAUCAGGUAAUGACGACGAAACGCAUGGUGCAAUUGAGGGUUCAACCUCUGACACAUAUCGAGCUGAUUAACGCCCUCAGCUUGAAGGAGCCGAUCUAUCGAGAGGAGGAGGAAGCUUUUUUGAAUUGGUAUUCGAAGACACCAACUUGUAAGAAAAAACAAAAAGCUAUAGAAAUGGAAUUGGCCAAGCUCGAGGAGGAGAGUGAAAAAAAUAAAAAUAAGGGAAAGAAGAAAACGUAA
Copidosoma floridanum is the source of this 2520-nucleotide messenger RNA. Its product is annotated as dynein regulatory complex subunit 11. NCBI's taxonomy places the organism in Eukaryota, Metazoa, Arthropoda, Insecta, Hymenoptera, Encyrtidae. Gene Ontology annotation, molecular function: ATP binding; ATP hydrolysis activity. The record is from RefSeq and is a predicted model, not a curated record.